Messenger RNA from Lolium perenne, 1368 nucleotides. RefSeq lists its product as uncharacterized. Lineage: Eukaryota; Viridiplantae; Streptophyta; Magnoliopsida; Poales; Poaceae. The record is from RefSeq and is a predicted model, not a curated record.
AUGGAGCUUUCCCUCAUGUACGACAUCAUGUACACCAAGGCAGCCGUUGUCCACACCGGGCUUGGUUACGGCAUCCGUGUCGCCUCGCCGCUCUUCACCGCGGCUGCGCUCUCGCUCUUCUGGCUCCAUAGUAAAGAUGGCCAGAGGAGGGCAGAUGUUAUUAUCACUUACAUCUUGCUGGUUGCAACCUUGGUCCUGGAUGUUAGAUGUCUGCUCGGAGCACUAGCCUCGACGUGGACAUAUGCGUUCAUCAAUGACACGUCUUGGCUAAAUAGUUGUGUAGGAAGAUGGCAUGGGCUCCGAAGCUUCGUCGUGUCCCUUGACCCCUCUCGACUCUUGGUCGAGGAGCCAACUAGCUACAGGAGGUGGUCGGGAACCAUCGGGAGGCACAACCUCUUCCGUGCCUGCACUCAUGAAACCACCACCAGCCUACUCAGCCGAGUGGUUAAAUUUGUUGCAACUAGGAGCCUUUGGAUGGAAUACCAGUACGGGUACCUGGAUGGCCUUGAAAUCCUGCCGGUCGUGGGGGACUUGUUGUUCGAAAAGGUAUGGGAAAAGUUGAAGUCACCUUUCGAACCAAAGCAAUACUACUAUCCGGGAGUGGCAGAAGCGCCGAAGAAAGAAGAGCCAGAGCCAGAGCUCGUGGGCGAUCCGGGAUUUGGUUUCGGGAUUCGUAGGAAAGUAGACGAAGCUCUUGAGAUCGGCUCUGAAUUCCAAGAGGUCGUCCUUACAUGGCACAUUGCCACAGAGGUUUUUCUCUUAUGCAGGCCAGGACAUUUAGCAUCGUUCACGCACGUGAAGGCAAUAAGAGAGCUGUCAAGCUAUAUGAUGUUCGUCGUGGCUGUUCGUCCACACAUGCUACCAGGCCUACAUCUCGCUAGCCUGUAUGAAGCAACCCGUGACGCUUUGAAGGAAAUUUGGCAUGGCAAUAAGAGCAGCCAUUGUUCUACAAAGAGAGAGAACGAGCUCGCCAACAUCCUGCUAUACAUGGAGGAGACGAGGCCAGGCAGUGAGCCUGAUAGUAGAAGCAAGCUCUACGACUCGAACGCUAUUCUCUCGGACGGAACUCAGUACGCCAGGCUCAUGCUAAGACGGCUCAGUACCCCGAACCAUCCCAACAAGAAGGAGAGCUCCAGUGAUCUGCCAAAGCAUUAUCAGCUGCCGGACUUGUGGUAUGGAGGAGUAUUGGAUCUGCAGGAGAUGUUGGAGCGCAUCCUGGACGCCUGGGUGAGGUUGCUCAUCUAUGCGUCCAUCCGAUGCAGCCGGGAUUCCCAUGCCAAGCAGCUUGGCAGGGGAGGUGAGCUCACCACCAUCGUUUGGAUCCUUGCAGAACAUGCCGCCAUAGAUAAAAAAACACGACACGAUUGA